AAAACGUUAGUAGAGUGCACUACUAUGCGCUAUGCGCUCUAAUGGGAAUUUGAAAUUUAGGAGAGAGAUCGCACGCGUCCUCCUUCACUUACGCAAAAUCUUUUGCAGGAACAAUACGUACAAGUUUCUCAGGAAAAAAUCAAGGAUUCCACGCGUUAGCUACACCACGCCUCCGCACUGACGUGACAAGAUGGAUCUCUCGUAAAUUUGCAAUUAUCAAUUUUAUUAACAAUACAUAUCCUGGAUCGUACGAAGCACUGGCAAAAAGAAGCUGGUGGAGAAACAAAAAGAAAACACACACGCGGGAUGAAUGACGAGCCGGCGUUAAGCCGACCAAGUUAAAGUAGUAAUCCGGUGCAUCUCGCGGUGGCGACUGGUGUCGCGCAGCAUCCUGCAAAGGCAUGUCACUCCUCGAGUCUCUGGUCCUCUCGACCGUUCUUCUCGUCUGGUCAGUUUACGCUCUCCCGGAAGACGCGUUGGGCGACAAUGCAUCGCAGGCGUCGAUCAUCGAAACGGUGUUGGAGCGCGAACCGGCAACCUUCAAACUGUACACCAGAGAGAACCCGUUCGGCGAGGAGCAAUUAUUCCUGAACGACACCGAGGUAUUGUAUGCGUCGCACUUCAACGAGAGCAGGCCGACCAAGUUCAUCGUUCAUGGAUUUAGCGACAGCGGAAACGAGGGCUGGAUACGAGAUCUAAUAGAUGCGUAUCUGCUUUAUCAGGAUGUGAACGUGAUAGUAGUCAGUUGGGGAAUUCUGGCGGCUGACGACUAUCCGGUGGCGGCUAAGAAUACGCGCGUCGUCGGUGAAUAUUUCGGCAAAUUCCUCGAGUUCUUAAAUCGGGACUCGAACCUGGAGUACAAGGACGUGCACAUCAGCGGUCACAGUCUGGGUUGCUACGUCGCAGGCUUCGCCGGAGCUUAUCACGACGGACGUAUCGGCAGAAUAACAGGACUAGAUCCCGCGAGUCCCCUGUUCGAAACUAUCUCCGGUGUCGUGGACCCGGAAUACCGAUUGGAUCCAACUGAUGCACAAUUCGUCGACGUUAUCCAUACCAGCGGUCCGGCAUUCGGGUUCCUCGCGCCGUUGGGACACGCUGAUUUCUACCCCAACGAUGGGAAGAUCCCCCAACCUGGAUGCUCCUUCUUCCCAACCAUAACUUAUUGCAGUCAUUCGCGAGCGCAUCAGCUCAUGACCGAGAGCAUUGGCAGUACGGUGGGCUUCAAGGCGAAAAUGUGCGAGAGCUGGGGAAAGUACAAGGAGCGACUGUGCGAUUACAAUCCGGUCGUUUUGAUGGGCGAAUACGCCUCUACGUCAUUACGUGGGAAAUUUUACCUGUCGACCAACGACGCUCCACCGUUUGCACUACAGUAAGCGUUGAAAGUAUCGAUCUCGGAUCUUUGAGAAUUCGUGAAUUCAUGAUUACGACUCGAUUAGCGAGGUGCGAUCGUGUAAUAAUUUGUACUAGUCAUUCAUAAGUUACUUUAUUUAUGAAACUUUCGAUUCUGAGCGCAUACCGAGCGUGCAUGUAUGCGCCGUAACAGAAUGUAUCCCUAAUAUACGUAACGCUAUAUAUAUUUGGAGAGAGUACAAAUUAUAAUAAUUGUGUGCGAGAUUGCGAUUUUAAAUCAAUAUCCCUUUCAUAUA
This is a messenger RNA of Ooceraea biroi (clonal raider ant), 1646 nucleotides long. RefSeq names its product pancreatic triacylglycerol lipase. NCBI's taxonomy places the organism in Eukaryota, Metazoa, Arthropoda, Insecta, Hymenoptera, Formicidae. Gene Ontology annotation, molecular function: lipase activity. Gene Ontology annotation, biological process: lipid catabolic process. The record is from RefSeq and is a predicted model, not a curated record.